Molecule: messenger RNA, 4401 nt
Organism: Cornus florida
Lineage: Eukaryota; Viridiplantae; Streptophyta; Magnoliopsida; Cornales; Cornaceae
Product: lysine-specific demethylase JMJ26-like
Exons: 13
Coding region: 151-4050 (1299 amino acids)
Biological process (GO): regulation of transcription by RNA polymerase II
Cellular component (GO): histone deacetylase complex; chromatin
Molecular function (GO): histone H3K9 demethylase activity; chromatin DNA binding; transcription coregulator activity
Source: RefSeq, a predicted model, not a curated record
CCAUCCGCCACUGUAUAAAACACACACUCUCUACAAUCAAUACUUACAGUACUCCCCCUUUCCCUCUAAAAAGCACACCUUUCAACACACGCACACACACAGAUUGAAAGACUCACAUGUGGUGUUGGUUUUGGUGUGGCAGAGAGCGCAAUGGGAGACUCGUCGUUGCCGGAGGAGGAGCCAAUAGCAGUGCCGCCGGACGAUUUGCGUUGCAAUCGGAAUGAUGGCAAGUUGUGGCGGUGCAAAGGUAGGAGGAUCCAGGAGAAGACCUUUUGCGAAAAGCACUAUUUUCAAUCUCUUCAAAACAACUCUUUGAAGAAAUCCAAACUAAAGUCUACUGCUUCUAGUUCUAGGGUUUCCAACAGCACAACCAACAAUAACCACCGCACGUCUUCCGGAAAUAAGCCCAAACAAUCAGGGCUUUUCUCGACAUCAAACAGCAAGAAGCAGAGAAAGAGAAAGAGAAGAAAAGAAGAGUCUGAUGAUGAGGUGAUUCCGACGAAGAAAAGGCGUAGUCAGAAAGUUGUGGAUGAGAAAGAGAAGGUAAACAUUAAAGGAAAAGAGGAACAAAGAAUCAAUGAUAGUGAUGGAACUGAUGAUUCAGAGGAGAAUGAGGAUGUUAGUUUGGGAAAAGGAGUGAAAAAACCUUCGUCUGAUAACAAGAAGAAAUCAAGAAUGGAGAUCAUAACCGAUCAAGAAGAAGAAGAUGUUGACGACGACGAGGAGUACAGCGACAGCAGAGAAGAAGGUGAUUCAGAGGAAGAGAAGGUGGCUGAUUGGGUAAAAAAAGCGAAAAGGAAUGAAAAAAUUGAGUCAUUGUCACUAGAUGGGAAAAAGAAGGUUGUGGAGUUUGGAGAGAAGAAGAUAUUGGGAGUGAAGGCAAAAACCAAACAGAAGGAAGAAGAUAAAGAAGACGAGGAUGGUGAAGAUGAUUCAGAGGAGGCUAAUUUGGUGAAAAAAGCGAAAAAGAAUGAAAAAAUUGAUUCAUUGUCACUAGAUAGGAAAAAGAUGGUUGUGGGGUUUGGAGAAAAGAAAAAAUUGGGAGUGAAGUCAAAGGAAGAAGAUAAAGAAGACGGGGAUGGUGAAGAUGAUUCAGAGGAAGAGGAGGCGGCUAAUUUGGUAAAAAUAGUGAAAAAGAAUGACAAAAUUGAGCCAUUGCCACUAGAUAGGAAAAAGAAGGUAGUGGGGCUUGCAGAGAAGAAGAAAUUGGGAGUGAAGGCUAAAAUCAAACAGAAUGAUUUAGACAAAUAUGAUGAGGAUGAUUUAGAGGAUAACAAGGGUGUUGAUACAUUUGAAAAAGCUAAUAAGAAGGUAAACAAUGCCAAGAAUGAAUCAGCAUCAAGAAAGAAGAGGGAAAAAGCCGGCUCGGCUAACGAAAGCAAAGACUAUGACCAUGACGAUGAUUCAAAAGCUAAGGAUUAUUAUUUAGGUAUAAGAAAGUGUAGGUUGAAGCAAAAAAGCCAGCCCUUGGAUACGAGGAGAAGGCAUUUUGUUUCCGAUGUGAGUGGAGAUGACUGUAAUAUGUGCCAUCAAUGCCAGAGGAGCGAUAAGGAGAAGGUGGUGCGGUGCCGCAAGGGCAGCUGUCGCAAACGUUUUUGUGUUCCAUGCAUUCAGAGAUGGUACCCCAGACUGUCAGAGGAAGAAAUAGCAGCAACUUGCCCAUACUGUUGUGGGAACUGCAACUGCAAAGCUUGUUUACGUAGAACUGAUAUAAUUAAGGAUAACAAAUAUUCAGGAUUGCCAGAAAGUAAGGAUGAAAAGAUUCAGCACUUGAAGUAUCUGGUACAUGUACUCUAUCCGUUCUUGAAGCAAUUCGAUGAUGACCAAAUGCUGGAAAAAGAUAUUGAGGCUAUGAUUCAAGGGUUACCACCAUCGGAGGUGGAGUUACAGCAGGCAGCUUGUUAUGAAAAUGAACGUGUUUACUGCAACAAUUGCAGAACCUCUAUAGUUGAUUUUCAUAGAAGUUGUCCGAAUUGUUCCUAUGAUCUCUGCCUGACUUGCUGCUGGGAAAUUCGGAACGGCUGCUUGCGAGGAGAGAAACCUCUCCCUUUGCCUAUGGAUCAGAAAGGUUCUCUGAGUUCUUCUCUUAAGUCUAGUUCAGAGGAUAAAAAGAGUCCAAUUUCUGAGUGGAAAGCAAAGGAAACCGGUGUCAUACCUUGCCCAACAAAGGAAAUGGGUGGUUGCGGUCAUGAUUGUUUGGAGCUCAAGUGUAUGUAUCCAAAAAGCUGGGUCUCAGAGUUGAAGAAGAAAGUUAAAAAAAUAGUGGAAACCCAUGAACUUGCAGAUUUGGACAGAAUAUCUAAGCAACGAUGCUCAUGUUUUAAAUCAGAUGUUGAGAUUGACAUUGGUAAUGGGAAACUUCGCAAAUCUGCUUCUAGAAAAGAUUCCGAAGACAACUAUCUGUACUGUCCUUCAGCCAGUGAUAUCCAGCAGGGGGAUCUGCAGCACUUCCAGAGACAUUGGAUCAGGGGAGAGCCAGUCAUUGUUAGCAAUGUUCUUGAAUUUUCAUCUGGACUGAGUUGGGAACCAAUGGUUAUGUGGCGUGCAUUCCGUGAGAUUACAUAUACCAAGGGUUCCUCAGAUUUGGCAGUGAAUGCAAUAGAUUGCCUUGAUUGGUGUGAGGUGGAGAUAAAUAUUCACCAAUUUUUUAAAGGGUACUCAGAAGGUAGAUCACACAGAAACUCUUGGCCUGAGAUGCUCAAACUGAAAGAUUGGCCCCCAUCUAAUUUAUUUGAGGAGCGCUUACCACGCCAUGGUGCAGAAUUUGUCAGUGCCUUGCCAUAUUCGGAAUACACACAUCCCCGUUCUGGUCUGCUUAAUGUUGCCUCAAAGUUGCCCGAUAAAUCCCUAAAGCCAGACCUUGGUCCUAAAACAUAUAUAGCAUAUGGAUUUUCUGAAGAGCUAGGACGUGGAGAUUCUGUGACAAAGCUACACUGUGACAUGUCAGAUGCGGUGAAUGUGUUGACGCACACUGCAGAAGUGGCCUAUGCACCUCAGCAGCUUUCAAAAAUUAAAAAAUUGAAAAAUAAACAUGCUGCCCAAGACCAAGAAGAAAUUUUUGGUAUAGUUCCUAUAGAUAAUCAAGAGGCUGAGAAGCACGUCCCAGACUCCAAUGGGAAGUUCAAAUCUGAGGGAGCUAACAGUAGCUCAUGCGGUGAAGAUUAUUGUGCUGAGGUUAUUAAAGCUGGAGACAAGGGGGAAGAUGCUGACAUUUUGGGUAAAAAUGGAAAUAACAAUAUGCAAGAUAUCAUAUUUGAUGAAAUAGAUCGAGUUUCUAGUUUGCCUUCAGAAAAGAAGACAAAGAACAGGCAGGGAAGAGGAGUUGGGCGAGGUAGUAAGAGGAACAGAGGAAAUAUGCAUAAUAGAUUGGAUGUUGAGUCUGAAGAUUUGUUGACAGAGACUGGUAAUGGUAUUGAAUCUCUGAAUGAAGUGGGUAUUAGAAAUGUGGAAAAUGAUAGGAAAGUAGGACAGAGUGAUACUAAUCUCUCAGAUCAUCAUUGUUUAACAACUGAUGUCCACCAGCAAGGAGAGUUUUCUGGCGGUCCAACUGCAGUUUCUGAAAACAGAUUGAAUGGGUUGGAGACAGCAGAGGGAGGUGCUGUCUGGGACAUAUUCCGUCGACAAGAUGUUCCCAAGCUGCAGGAAUAUCUUAGAAAGUACCACAGAGAAUUUAGGCACAUCUAUUGUCGUCCAGUAGAGCAGGUGGUUGACCCUAUUCAUGAUCAGACUUUCUACCUCAAUUUGUAUCAUAAGAAAAAGAUCAAAGAGGAAUUCGGAGUUGAACCUUGGACAUUUGUGCAAGAACUUGGAGAGGCUGUCUUUAUACCUGCUGGGUGUCCUCAUCAAGUCAGAAAUCUUAAGUCAUGUAUUAAGGUUGCUCUUGACUUUGUUUCACCUGAAAACAUUGGCGAGUGCAUUCGUUUGACUGAGGAAUUUCGUGUUCUUCCUGAGAAUCAUAGUGCCAAGGAAGACAAACUAGAGGUAAAAAAGAUGUCUCUCCACGCAUUAAGUCGAGCUGUGGAUGAUUUGGAGCAGCUUACACGGUCUUAGACCACUGAAGUUCAGGCAUCACUAUCGAAAACUUCAUUGCAAAGUCCAGACUCAUGUCAGCCGUCACAAAUAUCUCCCUCCAUCUUCCCCAGCAUCUUCUUCACAUUCCACCUGAAUGUUUGACUUCAUUUCUGGAAGAUCGAAGUCCAUGUCAGUACUGAAAACUAGAAAUAAUUUGAAUCUGCAGUGUUUUUUUUAUUUAUUUUGCUCGGUCUGGUUUUGGUGGUUGUAUCACUUGUUGUGCAAUAUGCCCUGCUUUUGUGCGGCGCCCCUGGAUGAUUGUCCUUUACCAGGGCCUUUUUUUGGUACUGUGUUGCAAUUUAAAAGGUAGAAAAGUUUUGUGUUCUCUCC